AUAGAUACAGUCGUAAGUCACACACACUCCCCUCUCUAUCUCUCUCUCACACACUUUCUCUCUCUAAAGCCUCUGCAAGGAACUAAACCGCAGCUCCGUUUGCCUCACACAUAAAGGACACGCAAAAUGCCAUCUUAGGGUUCUAAAUUUUGGAUUCUAUGAAAGGUUUAUCGAUGAGAGUUUUUGCGAUGAAUUGUUUGUUUUUUGUUACGCCAUCAUCAUCUCUCUAGGUUUUCUGUAAGAGUGGAGGAUUGUGGCUGAGUUUUGUGCUUAUUUACUUCCUACCGGUGAUGGCGUCGUCUUCGGGGUCAACGAAGGUUUGCUUUAAUUCGACGUGUAAAGAGGUUUUGGAAGUUCCUAGGCAAGGUUGGCUCUGCCGAACCGGAGACUUUGCCGACCUUUGCGAUCGAUGCUCUUCUGCAUUUAAAGAUGGAAAAUUCUGCGACACAUACCAUAUGAAUGCUUCUGGUUGGAGAUGUUGCGAGUCUUGUGGAAAGCAAAUCCAUUGUGGAUGCAUAGUAUCAUUUCAUAUGUUCAUAUUGUUGGAUGCUGGAGGAAUUGAGUGUCUAAAUUGUGCAAAAACAGAAUUCAUCUUGGUUAAAAUGAUACUCCCUCCGUCCGAAAAGAAGUGUCCACGUUUCUACUUUAGCUUCUCCCAAAAUAAAUCUCCACUUCCAAAAACACCGAAUCCUACAUGGCCAUCCGCUUCUCACUUUCUCCAGGGACCUGCUGAAAGAAUUAGAGAUAUCUCUUCGAAAAAUUGGAGAUCUAUUUCUGGAUCAGGUCCUGUACCAUGGCGGCAAGCACCCAGUCUGUUCAAUGCUUCUAAAGUUCAACCUGAAUUUCAGUCGGUACUUGGUAGCAUCGAUAACCCUCUUGCAACAGAACAAUUGUCUUCAUGUUCUCUGGGUAAAAGUACAGCAAACGAGCCCUCUGAGAAAUUAGUUAAUGAAAGCUGGCAAGUUGGUGCAUCAGAGAUGGCUGCUGCUAGAGCCAGAGCCAUUGGAAUCCAGUAUGAUGGUCAAUGUAAUUUGUUUGGAGAUGUUCCUCGCCAAUCUUUCUUCUAUACCAAUGAACUUCCGACCUCUCUUUCUAGUUUGCCAGCAAGAAUGGUGGCACAAGAUCAAAAAAGUGAAAAAGGAAAGGUAUCUGGAAUUCAUGUUCAACAUCUAUGUCCUCUGCCAUUGGUAGGGAAACAGUUCUCUAAUAACAAUGGAUCUGGCCCAUCUCUUGAAGCUCAGGCUCACAAUGCAAAAUCUAGAGGAGAAACACGGGGGAGGAAUCAGCUACUUCCGCGUUACUGGCCCCGGAUAACAGAUCAAGAACUACAACAGAUAUCUGGAGGUACAAAUGCGAAGAUUACUCCUUUGUUUGAAAAAGUGUUAAGUGCUAGUGAUGCUGGGAGGAUUGGGCGAUUGGUGCUGCCAAAGAAAUGUGCAGAGGCUUACCUUCCUCCAAUUUCUCAGCCUGAAGGUUAUCCCCUUGUAGUUCAAGAUUUAAAGGGGAAGGAUUGGGUGUUACAAUUUAGAUUCUGGCCCAACAAUAAUAGCAGAAUGUAUGUUUUAGAAGGAGUCACUCCUUGUAUACAAUCAAUGCAAUUGCAAGCUGGUGAUACAGUAACAUUUAGUAGGUUAGAGCCCGAAGGAAAGCUUGUCAUGGGAUUCAGAAAAGCGUCACUCGCUUCUCCAUCUGACCAGGGCAAUGAAACAGUGAGCACAAGGAAUGAAGAUCCUUCGAAGGGUACUAUCUCAUUUAAGUCGAGAAAUCCAGAUGGUACAUGGUCAGAAGUUGAUAAAAUUUCUAUUCGUGCCAAGAGGAAGAAGGGGGCAAAAACAGGCUCAAACUGUAAACAACUUAAACUUAAUGGCGAAGAGAUACUUCAACUAAAUGUCACUUUAGAACAAGUUCAAGAAUUGUUACAACCCCCUCUUAUUAAUGCUCCCACCAUCGUGGUAGUCGAAGGCGUUGAGUUUGAGGAUUAUCAGGAGGCACCAAUUAUAGGAAGUCCUGCAAUUUUUUCAACAAAUCAUCAGGGAUCUAUUUGUUCAAUGGAGGUCAAACCGACACCAGAACGUCUUCAGCAUAUGCUUCCUAUGAUUAAUCACGCAUCUUCUAGGAACAUUAAUUCAGAAAAUCCAGAACCGGUUAAGAUGAUGGAUGGGCUUGAUGCACUUGCUGACUUGGCAAUCCAGGAUGGCGAGGCCAUUCCGACAUUGUCUCAGGCCACCACAAGACACCCCCGCCAUAGACCCGGAUGCACCUGUAUUGUCUGCAUUCAGUCGCCAAGCGCCACCAAGCACAAACCAACAUGCACCUGUAACGUCUGCCUAGCGGUUAAGCGGUUUACUCAAACCCCGAUGGUUCUCCAUGGCUCAAAAGAUUCGGAGAAAGAAGCCGGAAAUUCUGUUCGGGUUCCGAGUCAAGUGCCGUAUGCCGACAUUCUCCGGCAUACCCAGACGGGAAAUAGUGGUCAUGACCACAAAACAGCGGCCGGUGGAAGUUCUGAAAACAAUCCAGAUGGAGAAAAACCAUCCACCCCUUUCAAAAGUCAAAAUAUCGACUUGAAUACACAACCCGAGCGGGAGGAGGAAUCUUCUUCUCCGGUUUUGGAAUCUAUCGGGAUCACGAGUUUAGCGCCAGAACCGACACAAAGAUGCAUACGACAGAUGAAGCUAUCAAUCAAUGGCAUCACCGAUGGCAAUCAUGCUUUAUAAACAGCAACUUUUUCUCUCUGUUUAUUAGCUAACAACUGUUAUCAUUCGGGAAGAUAGAUCUUUUUUCCAGAUAUUGCUGUAUAUUCAUGGUGGUGGCGGCAUGGCGGGUGGUGGCGGCGCUAUGGCGAUGGUGGUGGUUAGGUCGAAGCUAAUUUUGGUAUGCGAGUAGGAGCUCACCUUGCUGCUCAUCGGUAAGAAAAUGCAUUAUAAAAGCUUUGUUAAGUUAUAUAUACUUUCGUAUAUCUAAACAAGAUCGUAGAAACUAACUUAUGACGUUCUCUAGAUUCAUCGAAGUACAUAAUUUCUAGGAGUAAUUACAGUUUUUUCGGUUUCAAAUGCAAUUAAUUAGAUUUUAAGUCUAAAGGGGUUCUUAUUGCAUAAUUUACAUGAUCACACGCUUGGAUCGUAUUUUAGUGUUCGUUGGGAAGAGGAACGAAGGUUGCUUUAUAAGGAAUUGUAUACCGCCUCUACCAUACGCGUCUUGAAACCGUGAGUCCAGAUGUGUGGACAAAGCAACCAAUAUCUGGUACGGUUGGUUUGGGAUGUUACAGAAGCAUUAUACUGUUUGGUGUUCGGUAUUAUCGUGAAAGAAUGUGGUUGCAUCAAAUGCAGCAAUUCGUACCGGUCUUGAUCCUUCAUGUUAUGGAACUUCAGAAGGUCUAAACCGGGAUCUAGGUGACCCUAUGUUUCUUGACUUGACGAAAUGAAAUACCAGUAUGUGACCAUCGGUUAGACUUGGGUCAUUUUUGUUCAUUAUAUAUUGGAGCCUCUUUCUCUGCUAAAGGAUUUUUUUGGGAGUCGUGUAAUGGGUUUUCAUAUAUUUUGCCAUGGUAUCAGAGCUGAUAUCUACCACUCUAGUGGUUCGACACCUGGAACAAUCUGUACUCGUCUAGUACCCUUUCAACGCUUUGGAUAAUUUGUACUCGUCUAGUGUCUAUUGGAGACCGCGGUAGAGUCCCCCACAACAUUCUACUCGAUUUUUUUAUUUUUCUUGUGUUAAGAGUCUGCAUCGGUUAGACGUGGAGUAAUUCUCCUCAAUAUACGAUGAAACUCUAAUCCUCCUCGAUAUAUAAUGAACCCUCCUUCGUCUACUAAAAGGUUCUUCUGGAGAGUAAUCUAAUAAAGUUUCACAUAUUUUUAGGAUUGCAAUCGCAAAACGUCCUAGAAAACUUGCCAGGCCUCCUUUUUUACUGGUCUAUGAUGCUAGUUGAGAUGUUGGCCAAGUAAGCUAAGAGAGACACUCUUAGGGGUCGUUUACCGAACACUUAUUCGGUAAGUGCUUAUCGGUAAAAUUCAACACUAUCACUCUCUUACCCUGUAAGAUUUUUGUCCACCAGAACGGCAUUGGAUGCAACAAUUUACCCGGUAAGUACUAA
Cynara cardunculus var. scolymus (artichoke) is the source of this 4090-nucleotide messenger RNA. Its product is annotated as B3 domain-containing protein Os07g0563300. Gene Ontology annotation, molecular function: DNA binding. The record is from RefSeq and is a predicted model, not a curated record. Lineage: Eukaryota; Viridiplantae; Streptophyta; Magnoliopsida; Asterales; Asteraceae. The transcript is spliced from 13 exons. Bases 291 to 2714 code for a protein of 807 amino acids.